CCCAGAGUCAGCAGUUGGGGCAACAGCAGAUCCAGCAGCAAGUGUCAGUGGUGGGAAGCAGUGGUGUGCAGCAGGUGGUUAGCAGUGGUCUGUCUAGCAAGGCAGCCUCUUCUGUGGUCCUCAGCCAGGGCACAGCCAUGACUGUGGCCACAGUGACAGCUGCCACCACGGGAAUCACCACUACAGCUGUAACAUCUUCAGCAGCUGCUGCCAUUUUAAGUGGUGUGCGCACUGCUGUGGGAACUUCAGGUGCUAACACAGGCAGAACAACACUUACUCUGCAGGAACUCCAAGUUCGUACCUCAGGAAGUAACCAAGGCACGGUUGUCAGUGUGGCUGGCUUGACUCAAGCACAGUUACAGACAGCUAAACUAUCCUCUCAAUCAUCCACACAGAAAGGUUUAACAGGGGUCUCACGGUCUCUUACUCCAGCACAACUACAGUACCUGAAACAGCAAGCCCAUGCUAGGCAUGCUCUGGCUUUGCAGCAACAAGGAAAGGUAGUAACUACUGGAGACCAGUCCAUCAAACGAGUUCAGAUUGCAGGACAGGCUGGAACAACUCAGAAGGUACAAGUUGCUGUAUCUGGAGGGACCUUGGCUGGUAUGACGGCUAUACAGGUGAGUCAAGCUGGACGGACACAGCUAGUGAAACCUGGGACCGUUGUGGCUGGUGCCAGUGGUGUUGUGACGACAGGAAAAGCCGUAACACGGACUGUGACCGACCGGGAAGUUGCUGCUUUCCUCAAGCAACAACAGCUUAAUAAAUCUGGCCAAGUGACUCAGGUGCAGGUACCAUCAGCACAGUUACUAGCAGGUCUACAGGUGCAAGGUGGGGCGAGUGGAGGUGGCACCCCUGUAGCCACACUUGUGAAGACUGUCAGUGCUCCAUCCACCUUAGUGCACACACCUACAUCAGUGACACUUCCUGCUUCAGCUAUAAAUGUAACACUCCCUCAAGCCCGAGUGACAACUGCUGCCACAGUAGCAAAGGCUAACACCACACAGCAGACUGUACGUAAUAUCCCCUUGCCACAACAGUUGUUAGCUAAGCAACGAUCGUUGGUCGGGGUGAAAGGUGCUGUUGGCCUACAGUUGGGUGGGAAAGCUGUUGGUGGCACUGGUCUGAGCACCGUGCAGAUAGUGCAAGGUGGCAGUCAGAAGCAGAUGUCCCAUGUCACUGUUCAGCAGAUACAGCAGGUCUUUAAGCAGGUUCCACAGACCAUUCAACACAUUACACAGGGUGGGACAGUAAGUGGCACAGUUGUAGGGAAGGCAGUAGCAGGAGGAAGUGUAUCAGGGACAAAUGUAACAGCAUCUGGUGCCCAGGGAAUUACCACCUCACACAGCACGAAGCUUGUUCCUAUGACUGUUGCCUCUCACCAGCACCAGCCCCAACCCAUAAAGCAGACCAUUCAGGUUGUAUCUGCUGGGUCGUCUGUGGUAGGAGGCAAUUCAGGCAUCCGUGUUAGCGCUGGCGAACGUUCCUCCCCCUCAGCUCUGGCACUGCAGGCUGGCAAGAUGACAAACCCAGCAAUCCUGUCACAGGUGUCUGCAGCACUUCAGGGCCAGCCCAUGUCUGUAGCAGUGAGGACACCCACGCAGAGUCCCGUCAGAAUACAGACAUCAGCCCUGCAGACACAGCAAACAACCCAGACACAACAAGGACAACAGCAAACUCAGCAACAAGGACAGCAACCAGGCGGGAGUCAGUGAACAUGACUGCUGUGGUGUCAUGAAGUGUGAAUUGAGGAUUUGACAAGAAUAAAUGUGAAUAAUUUGCAAUGCAAAUAUAAAAAACUAAACAAAAAAAUGUAUAAUGUUCUCCAUUUUGACAUUUUAUGUCAUCACUGUGUAUAUGGGUUACCUCAGACCAAUAUUUGAUUUAAGGUGGGACAGCACCAGUAACAUUAGGUGUGGUAUUUUUUAAUGUUCAUAAAUUGGAAAUUGUGAUGACUCUGUGGAGUUGACUUUUUUUCUCUCUCUCUCAGAAAAGGAUUAUAGCAAGUUGCAUGCUUAUGCUACACGUGCAUGUCUGGUGCUAGUACCACACGCACAUUGGACAUUGGAGCUGAUGUGCUUGUAGAGCAUCCCAUUGGAUGUAGCCUUGUAACAUCCAGUGCCUGUUGUCUGGUUGAGUGUGGUACUGGUAGACGUCCAUAUCUGGUACCCAAUCAGGUGUGGUGUUCAUCAGGUGUAAUGCAUAUGUACUUGGCUUGAAAUUUCUUUGAUUACAGUUAUGGAAGUCUUUAUGAGUAAAAUUAUUUUAUAUUUAUAAAUAUAUGCUUUGAAGAUAAAGA
Penaeus monodon (black tiger shrimp) is the source of this 2299-nucleotide messenger RNA. RefSeq lists its product as uncharacterized. Lineage: Eukaryota; Metazoa; Arthropoda; Malacostraca; Decapoda; Penaeidae. The record is from RefSeq and is a predicted model, not a curated record.